UAUAUAUAUGACGGAGUUGGCUGGUUCCGUGGGGUUUUUAAAAUGAUGACGUCUGCGUCGCUGACGCCAUUCUCUUCAUCAUUAUGAUUGCCUUCCAUAGUGACAGUAAUUAAGAAUCACUUUUCCAAUGAAAUCCGUUUAUUGCAUUUCAAGUGUACAGCGAUUUCAAUAGAGAGCUCCGCUCCGUUCGACUGCUCGAGCCGGAAUAUUUUGUGCAACAAUAGUCACUCUAUAUGUAGCAAACCGACCGGUACGUCACUCUCGCGGCCGUAUGCCCGCUCGCUAUACAUAGUUAGCAUCUAUGUCGAUCUUUUUAACAGUGUAUAAUCUAUGUUCCGGGCGCUUCCGUUUUGAGUGCGAAUAGCGUGCGCCCGCGUCUAAAUGUAAUUAUUGUUUAAAAUUGAAAAUUGUUUGUGAUAAAGGAAGAUUAAAAUUCGAAAUUCGAUAUUGGUGACUAACCCAUAGUUUUAAAUACCCCUGAGAUCUACCCCUCACUAUAUCUGGCUGCCCAACGUUUCCUAAUUUUUUUCUUGCUUGGACUAACAAAAUGGCGCGCACGCUUUUGUGAAAAUUUUGCUAACUAUUGUAUGCUGUUGGUGCUUAAUUGUAAAGAAUGCCUUUAACUAGAAAUCAAGAUCGCCAGCAACGUCGCGAAGACGACGUUAUUCCUGCUGCAGAUGCAAAUGCCAACGAAAAUCACGAGGAGCAUGAUAGCCCCCAUGAUCGCCCCCACGCCGAAUCACGUAGCAACAAUUCUACGUUCAACUUGGAUGAUGUUUCAGCGUUGAUGGCCUCGCUGCAACGUUCGCAGGCCGAAACACUUAAGAACAUUAUGUCGUACGUGAUGGAACAAAGAUCGUCGACUCCGGCACCUCCGCCGAUGCCCCCAGUGAACGUAGAUGGUACCUUGGCGCGUUGCAGAGCUUCUUUCAGCGGUGCACCUGGUGAAUCUGUUGAGGCCUUUAUAGAUGCAAUUGAAAGCUAUACAGAAUGCGUUCAAGUAUCUGACGCUAACAUCAUACGAGGCCUAGCCAUGCUUUUGUCUGCUGAUGCAGCUACGUGGUGGCUAGGAUUAAAGCAUCACAUCUCCACUUGGAACGAAGCCAAAGAAAAUUUAAUAUAUGCAUAUGGCACCCGCCUUCCACCACAUAGAAUAUAUUUGGAAAUAUUUGCUUCCCCGCAGGAUAAAGAAAACACAGACAAGUUUGUUGCUCGUAUUCGAGCGCUUAUGGCAAAGCUACCGCGGGAUGAUAUUACUGAAAAAGUACAACUUGAUAUGAUAUACGGGUUGCUUCAUAAUAGAAUACGCACAAGAUUGCGCCGUGAAGAAAUCACAUCUUUCAAUUCAUUAUUAAACCAUGCUCGGAAUAUAGAAGAUUCGAUAGAGGAGACUCAAUCGAGACCAGUGUCGUCCACUAGUGGUGUGCGUUCGAUCCGUGCCCAGCCGGCCCAGGCUGCGAGUCGGCCUGAACCGUGCGCCGCUCGUGUGAGUGCCCCGGCGCCGCGCGCGCGCUUUCCAAACUCCGCCGCGGCCGUCGUGCCCGCCACCGCUGUGCCUGUCGCUGUCGCCCAGCCUGCCGCUGCCACGCCUGCCGCUGCUGUGCCAGGUUCUGCAGAGCAAUUCGUAACCACGAAGAAACAGCGUCCAGUGUGCUCCUACUGCAAACGGUUUGGACAUGCACGGGAACAGUGCCGUAAGUUAAACAACCGAGGUGAGCAAAGUCAAUCUAACUUUUCCGAGGGUGUGCAAAAUGACAAUAAUGCGUUUUAUAGUGUUCAGUGUAAUGUUAAUAAUACUAACACAAUUAGUUCUAAUUUACCUGUUCAGAAUGCAAUGUAUGAUGUUAAGCAGCAUGACAAAAAUAAUUUUCUGAGCAAUUUUGAAUGUCAAAAUUUUUGUAACCGGGAUGCAAAUAUUAAUUAUGCUACCAUUAACAGAGGCCCUACUUCCAGAAAAUCUUAUUUUCAUGCCUGUAAUGAUUCUGUGUCAAAGAAUAUUAACUGUAAUUGCACUAGUAAUAAUGAGAUGCCAACCUUUUGUGAUUCUCAUGUUUUAUAUAAUCAGGAUGUUCGGACAAAGUGUAAAAAUUUAAAUAUUUGUUAUAACCAGGGAACUAGACCUAAAUGUAAGAACUCAAUUUUACCUUAUAAUCAAAUAAUUGAACCAAAUUGUAAUAAUUUAAAAUUUUCAACUAACCAUGACUGUGACACAAAAGGCAGUAAGUGUAAUUUUGGAAAAAUUAACGAAUGUGUGGAAAUUGAUAGAUGUUUGAAUUUUAAUUAUUGUACAUGUGAGGGAAGUGUUGUAGCGUCCGUGUACGACCGUGAGAGUGAUGAUAGGUAUUUGCAUUUACGGCCUAUUUUCAAAAUUCAAGUUCUCGGUAAACAGGGUACUGCACUUAUAGAUACAGCAGCUAAGCAUUGUAUUGCUGGUCACACGCUGUAUGCUCUCCUUCUGCAUAAGGGUCACCCUCUUACUCCCUCCACUAGGCGAGUCAAACUUGCUGAUGGGCAUGUUCGGAAUAUGGAUGUAUUGACAACCAUAUUACCAGUGAGGUUAGAACACAUAGUGAUUAAUAUUCCAUUUAUAAUCUUCCCUGAUUCUAAUGAUAAUGAAACUUUACUGGGUAUUGAUUUUAUUAAUGCUGCCAAAGUUAUUAUUGAUUUUCAUCGUCAUGAAUGGUAUUUUAGUACUGAUGCUAAGGUGCAUUAUAAAUUACUUUUUGAACCUAUGUCUCGUGGUGUGUGCAUAGCCUCUACUAACAUGCUUCGGGAUGAUGAAGGCAUGCACUUGCAAUCAGCUGAGCGCCAAGCAUUAUCUGAGUUCCUUAUUCGGCAUGAAAGUAUUUUUACAGCAGGGGGAGGUCCGACACCAUUCAUAGAACAUUGCAUAGACACCGGAGAUCACCCCCCGAUAGCUGUGCCGCCCUAUCGCCUUAACCCUUCCAAGAAGGAGACGAUGAAGAAUGAAAUAGAGAAGAUGCUGGCAGAUGACAUCAUUGAAGAGUGCGAAUCCGCCUGGUGCUCUCCUGCAUUGAUGAUACCGAAGUCCAAUGGUAAUGUAAGAUUCUGCGUGGAUUACAGGCGCUUAAAUGAAGUAACCAAAUCGGAUACUUACCCACUCCCACGCAUUGAUGAUCUUCUCCAGAGUACGAAGAAGAAUUGUUACAUGACCACAAUAGACCUUCGUUCUUCAUAUUGGCAAGUUAUGGUCCGAGAAGCAGACAGAGACAAAACAGCUUUUGUCUGCCCCCUAGGCACUUACCGUUUUAAAAGAAUGCCGUUCGGCUUGAAGAAUGCGCCGGCGACUUUCCAAAGGCUUAUUGAUCGUCUACGCUCCUGUGCUGCUUUGAAGGAUGUUACAGUACUUGCUUAUCUAGACGAUUUGUUAAUUAUUUCAGAAGGAUUCCAGCAACACCUACAAGACCUGGAAGCUGUUUUUAGACGUCUGUCUGAAUUUAAACUUCACGUAAACAGAGAGAAGUGCACUUUUGCCAAAGAAAGGGUCCGUUAUCUGGGCCACGUCAUCACUCCAGACGGUGUGUCUCCUGACCCUGAGAAGGUCAGUGCUGUCCUUAAUAUGCUGGAACCAUCUAACCUAAAACAUUUAAGAACUUUUCUCCAAACAUGCUCUUGGUUCAGGAAGUUUAUUCCAAACUUUUCAAAGAUAGCAGAACCGCUUACUCGACUGACCAAGAAGAAUUACACAUGGAGCUGGGGACCUGAACAAACACAGGCAUUCAAAGAAUUGAAGCGUCUGCUGACCACGGCGCCCGUACUUGUUCAAGCGAAUUUUAAACAACCCUUAGUACUGCGUACCGAUGCGAGCAACUAUGCACUUGGCGCAGUUUUAGCUCAAGGGGAAGGCAAGGACGAAAGACCUAUCGAGUAUGCUAGCCGCCUACUCACCGCAGCGGAGCGCAACUACUCUACUACAGAACGGGAAGCGCUUGCUGUAGUCUGGGCCGUGGAGCGUUUCAGGCCAUACCUCGACGGCCAACCAAUUAUUAUAGGCAGUGACCACCAACCCUUGCGUUGGUUGCUUUCUUUAAAGUCUCCUGCUGGUAGGUUGGUCCGUUGGGCGCUUAAACUCCAAGAAUUUGACAUCAGAUUCGAGUACACCCCAGGAAAAGCUAACGUUGUCGCUGACACGUUAAGUAGACCGAUCUGUUCCAACGAAACACAAAAUAACUGCGGCAUCUGUUCUGUCAUUUGCGACCUGCCCACCAAGUCACCUACCCAGUUACGUCAAGACCAGUUGACUGAUCCGGAAAUACAGAAGAUCGUCACAGAACUGGAAGGAGUGGAUGAACUUGCUGCUAAAAGAUGGUCAGAAAGAGGAUUUCUAAUGGAACAAGGUGUUUUAUAUCGACUUAAUCCGGAUUCUGAUGCCGAGGCUCCACAAUUAGUCAUUCCUGCCCAUCAAGUGACCGACGUUCUCAAAGAGCUUCACGAUGCCCCUACCGCUGGACAUGCAGGAAUUGACCGGACUUACCAACAAGUCUCACGUCUGUUCUACUUCACAGGAAUGAGAAGAAUCAUAACCGACUAUGUAAAGGCAUGUAUCCAUUGUCAACGCUAUAAGGCUGCUAAUACCAAGCCUCCAGGUCUAUUGCAGACGCCGGUGAUGAACCAGCGCGACGAGGUCUUGGCAGUUGAUCUUUUCGGCCCGUUGCCACCUGGAAAACAGGGGGAGCGUUGGAUCUUGCUAAUAGAAGAUACUGCUACGAGGUGGACAGAACUUUUCCCAUUGAAGGAAGCUACUGCUGAGGCGUGUGCACAUGUCCUCAUAGAGGAGUAUUUUAUGAGAUUUGGUCUUCCACGCCGACUAGUUUCUGAUAAUGGCGUACAAUUUAUUUCGGCAGUCAUGCGUCAAUGCAUGUCCAUCCUGGGGAUAAAGCAAAACCUUAUCCCUCUCUAUCACCCAGAAGCAAACCCCGCCGAACGUAAAAACAGAGAUCUUAAGACUUUAUUAGCACAACUCGUGGAAUGUGACCACACUUCCUGGCCAAACAUGUUACCAGUGAUUCGGUUCGCUCUUAAUAACGCUAAAUGUCGCACCACAGGUAUGUCACCUGCUUACUUGUCAUUUGGCAGAGAGAUGAGGUCCCCCACAGAAGUCGCCCAUGACCUUCGUGUUGUUCUAGACAAAGAUAACUUUGUUCCCCAAAUAACUCCCUAUCUCAGGAAAUUUGUUAACUCCUUUUCAGCGGUGCGCGAACGUGUAGAGACGCUUCAAGAUAAAGCUAAAGGGUAUGCUGAUCGUUCGAGACGGCCCAUUGAAACAUUCAACGAAGGUGACAUGGUUCUCAUCAAAUCACACGUCCUCAGUAAGAGCGCUAAGGGUCUUACUUCUAAGUUUGUUCCAAAACGCGAUGGUCCGUAUCGCAUCGUUAAAAAGGUCAGCCCUACUACUUACCACGUCGCGCAUGUUGACAAACCUGAUGAAGUUUUAGGGAAAUAUCAUGUGAACGAUCUCACUCUAUACCGUGAGAAUCAGAGUGAUGCUCUUCCGCGGCCGGUGAUGCCUAAAAAGAAACGUGGUCGUCCCCCAAAUAAUGUUAAAACAGAUUCUCGAGUUCCAGGGCAUAUGACGACACGGCAUGCUGAACCAUGUGCUGAAGCUCCACGUCUUUCUCCCGCAGCUGGUGGUAUGGUUGGUCUUGCGCCUGUCCCUCAGCCCAGUAGUAAUGAGAUGCUAGUCCAGGAGCGAGGGCGUCCUCCAGGACUAGAGGGGGAGUAUGUAGCAAACCGACCGGUACGUCACUCUCGCGGCCGUAUGCCCGCUCGCUAUACAUAGUUAGCAUCUAUGUCGAUCUUUUUAACAGUGUAUAAUCUAUGUUCCGGGCGCUUCCGUUUUGAGUGCGAAUAGCGUGCGCCCGCGUCUAAAUGUAAUUAUUGUUUAAAAUUGAAAAUUGUUUGUGAUAAAGGAAGAUUAAAAUUCGAAAUUCGAUAUUGGUGACUAACCCAUAGUUUUAAAUACCCCUGAGAUCUACCCCUCACUAUAUAUAUAUUUUAUUAAAAGAUGUCUUUUAUUGACAUAAAAACGAAAAUAUAAUAGUAAAUAAAGAAAAAAAAAUUCUUUACAACAUAAUUGUGCUUUUUCUUUUUUGUUAACUUAAAAAAAUUAUUAUUAACAAAAUAUUAACAAUUUCAUAACUUAGACGACGCAAUCUUGUUUAAUAUAUUUAUAAGAAGAGGUCCACGAAGCGAAAUAAUUUUAAGGUAAUUAUUUAAACAUUUUUUUUAGUUUAGAAGGAUGAUGGAAAUUGGAAAUUUUUUUCUUAAUUAACAAUCGUCUAGAAUAUUGAAAAAUAUGUUUUUAUAAAAAAUUCCAAAGGGAAUAAAUUUUUCAAAGUGUUUAGAUUAUGCAAUAAUUUUUUUAGAUUUUUCAAUUAACUUUAAGUACUUGAAAAAAAUUUUUUUAAGUGGCGUACUCGCUUUCGAGGCCGUGCGCUCAACCUAACAAUGGCGCGCGGCGGGCUAUUUUCAGCGUUAAAUUAAAAUUAUAAAUAAUGGAGCUACAGUUCCGGGAGAUGGAACUUUUUUUUACUAAAUUUCCUCCUCUUUAAGGAUCUUUUUUUCAAAUUUCGAAAAUAUUUAUAGUUUACGGACAAUAAGCCAUAAACGAAACGCUAUUUUUUGAAGGUGUUUAAUUGUUAAUAACUUUUGGAAUUUCUUAUGUGCUAAUUCAAUUUUUUAGCACAAUGGUCUAGACAUUAUUCCGAAUCGAAUGAGCUAAACCACAUAAUUUUAGCAGUAGUAUGUCGAAUUAACACCAUUUUUAACUUGUCGACUAGACUAUAUGAGUUUAAGGACUAUUUUGUAUUGCACUUUUUACAUGUCAAAGAUGCUAGUGGGAAUUUUUAAAUACAUUACUUUUUAAUGUUAUGUUUUGAACCUUCAUUUCUUGAUUCAACUAAAAAGGCAAAAUAGUGCAUUUUUACAUUUAUUGGAAUAAAAUCGGGGAGGUUUAUUUUCAUUAUUUUAAUUUUAUUUCCUGUUCCCUCCGAAUUAGUUGGUUUUAAAACCAUGAUUUGAAAAACGGAAGUAGGUAUAAUAGCCGGCAAACUUCUUGAGCAUUUGUUGACGUAGUGGGGGUAAGUUUGCGAAUGGUACACUCACGUGCAAAAACAUUAUUUACUCUGCGUCAUAAUGCAAUUAAAUUAUUAAAAUCAACAUAUGUAUUUUUUUAUAUAUUUAUUAGAACAUCAACAGAAAAUAUAGGUUAAUAAUUGUAAUAAUUUAAUCUUGGGGUAAAAUAGAUAUUCCUCCUAUUAAGUCAAAACUAGAGCUGUUGCCAGGUCUUGGUUCAGUUGAAGCGAAGCUGGUAUUUGUAAUUUUUUUUUCGUUAUCAUAGUCUUGACCAUCAUCAUCAUCACUGUUUUCAUCACCCGAGUCGCCAUCAUCGUGAUGAGUCGACAUAGGGCUCAUCGGUGUAGUUUACAACUCGGUCGGUUCGAUCUUCUUUUUUGUCUAUAAUUAAUUAUUUUUUGAAGAUAUUCGAUUCGUAGUAAUCGAAUGUUACUUUUUUCAAUUACCAGCUUCCGAUUAUUUUCUGUUUUUUUUCCAUCUGAAGCCUAGCUCUUUCAUAAUUCGUCGUGAACUUCAUUCCCAGCCAUUAAAAUGUAUAUCUUCUUUAAAUUUUUCGAAGCCUUUCUACGGUACGGAGUUUCGCUGCUUGUUAUGUAGUUAUUAUGAUUACAUAUUUUUAUUACAGAUUGAACGAAACUAUCCAUUCCAACUUUCUUCUUCCCUGAUCUUUUCUUACCCGGAGUCCCAAACACGGCGAGCAAGCCAGAGUCUUUAGCUUCGUUAAUAAUGCACCUAUCAGUACUCACUGAUGUUUUUGUUGCUUCCGAAGUCUGUUUUACUUUUUCCAUAUCAUUCUUCCCCUGUUUUAUAAUGAAGCAAUAUACGUCGUACACAAUUUUUUUAUCCUUUCUUUUGAAUACUACACCAGUUUGUCGCGGCAUAGUGUAUUUUUUAUAAAAAAUCAACAAACACUCAACAAAUAGCAAUGGCAACAAAGUCAACAAGCAAUUAUAACAAAUAACUUAACGAUUAAUAACGAUAGACUUUUCACUGUACGCAAGCGUACUUUUGGGAGCAAGCGGAACGAGGGCGCGGUGCGGGACGCAAGGUUCGACUGAUCUACCAAUAACGCGCUCGAUACGAUUUCCCCUGCCGUCGCGCCUCACCCUCACCACCAAAGUGAUCUAAAAUUCGGUUCUGCGCAGUCAAGGUCAUUUGCUCAAGAUGUUUGCCGGUUACUAUAGUUGACAUUGUUUACUAAUUUCAUAAAUUAAAAUAUUUUUACACAAAACGUAAUACCUACGGCCAGAACUAAAUUAAGUGUUUUUACGUAAUAAAUUAUGAUGCCAAUAUAUUUUUGUGGUGGUAUUUAAUUAUCUAUUAAGAACUUCUCAAAAUAUAAAUAAAAGUUUGAUUUUUGAACGUUUCUGAGCGACGUACCAGUCUUUCGGUAGAAAAAGUAAAAAAGCUGAUGUUUUUAUGCACCAAUAAGAAAUAAAUAAUAUUACUAACUUGUUGUUUAUAUUAAUGUACAAUGUUGACCAAAUUCUGAUUUAAUAAUAAUGUUCAUUUUAAUGUACAUAAUAUUACUUGUAAAAUAUUUGGUAUGAAGUCAAAUUCCUAGAUACAAUAUACUAUUUAUAUUAUUAACAACUAA
Messenger RNA from Bombyx mori (domestic silkworm), 8692 nucleotides. RefSeq lists its product as uncharacterized. The coding region runs from base 614 to 5800 and encodes 1728 amino acids. The transcript is spliced from 2 exons. Gene Ontology annotation, biological process: DNA integration. NCBI's taxonomy places the organism in Eukaryota, Metazoa, Arthropoda, Insecta, Lepidoptera, Bombycidae. The record is from RefSeq and is a predicted model, not a curated record. Gene Ontology annotation, molecular function: nucleic acid binding.